This is a messenger RNA of Salvia splendens (bonfire salvia), 1599 nucleotides long. RefSeq names its product ankyrin repeat and SOCS box protein 5. Gene Ontology annotation, molecular function: protein binding. The transcript is spliced from 12 exons. The coding region runs from base 161 to 1465 and encodes 434 amino acids. The record is from RefSeq and is a predicted model, not a curated record. NCBI's taxonomy places the organism in Eukaryota, Viridiplantae, Streptophyta, Magnoliopsida, Lamiales, Lamiaceae.
CAUUUUGCGAUCUACAAAUGAAAAAAUAAAGAAAAAAAAGAAAGAAAGAAAGUGAUCAGCACCUAAAUUAUCUCCUGAAGAAGCAUUGCACAAUGUUUUGGCGGGACUCCUUAAAUAAGGUGGAGCCGUUAAAAUUGAUUCCUCAAAGAAUUUGAACGCCAUGGCUUCUAUUUCUGAAAUUGGUUCAGCGGUUUUCGAAGCUGGGGCUAAAGGAGACCUUAAACAACUUAAGGCAAUUAGAAAAAAGGUUGGUGAUGAGUUGGAAUUCCGGAAGAUAUGCGAUGAAUACUACGAUUUCUCCAGUGGCCGGAAUGUCUUGCAUCACGCGGCUGGAAUUGGACAUUUUGAUAUUUGCAAAUUCUUGAUAGAGGGCGUCCAAGUUUAUAUAAAUUCCUUUACUUCCAAGAGGGAUACUCCUCUGGCAGAAGCUGUGAAAGGGGGACACAUCAAAACUGUGAAGUUUCUCAUCAAACAUCGUGCUGUAAGUGGUUUUGCAAAUAAUGAGGGAUUCACUCCAUUGCACUAUGCAGUUCUAAAAGAUAAUAUCGAGCUUGUGCAAUUGUUGCUGAUGGGAUGUGGUUUGGUAGAUCGAGAUUCUGUAGAUGGAACGCCUUUACAGAUUGCUGUUUCUCGUGGAAAUGUUGAGGCUGUCAAGUGCCUCCUAUCUCGUGGCGCAAACCCGUCUUUUUAUGAUGCAGUUGCCGACACCCCUCUUUUAUGUGCCGUCAAGUCUCGCUCAUUUGAAUGCUUCAACGUGCUGCUUGAGGCUGGUGCGAACCCAAAUGUGCAUUACACCGGGUUAAGUCCUUUGGGAUUUGCUGCAAAACAAGACGACACAAAAUUUCUUAAGCGUUUGCUUGAAGCUAAAGCAAAUCCAGAUUCAUUUCUAGCAGAUUUUACUAAACCAAUUCAGGAUGCUGCUAUGGUGCGUAAUCGUGCUGCUGUGGAGAUUUUGUUUCCAGUGACUGAACAAAUUGAGCAUUAUCCAAAUUGGACUGUUGAUGGCAUAAUCGAGUACACUAAUUCUGAAGAAUUUAAAACAAAGAUGGAGAAUAACAUGACAAUCUGCUUGGCAGCAAUAGACAUCAGAGGGAAGCAAUAUGCGAGCAAUAAGGAAUACACCGAUUCCAUCAUAAACUAUAGAAUGGCUACGCACCUUGAACCGUCAAACCCCACGUGGGUAUUAAAGCUAAGCACGUGUGAAGCACGCAUGGGUCAAUGCAAUCGUGCUCUGUUUAAUGUUCAGAAAUGCAUUAGACUCAAGCCAGACUUGGCCGUCCCUUACCAUGAAGGAGAAAUUGCUUAUGAGAUAGUCAAGAAAUUCCUCAUGGCAUGCCUUGCCUUCUCGUUGGACCCUCACAACAGGAAAACUGGUGAUGCAUUUAGAGUUAGUUUGUUUGAUUACUUUGUUUGGUUGAGUCAGAUGAGCAGCCCCGACCAGAUUUUGAGUAGUAUUCUAUUGUAGAUAACAUUGUAGAAUUUCCCCAUUUUUUGGAGGAGAUAAUAUUUUGGAUCAUAUUCAAUUGUCACAAUCAUAUACUACUUCUCCACAUUGAUUCAGAAUCCAUUGCAAAUAGUAUUUGUUUCCGACUGCAUAAA